This is a messenger RNA of Paramecium pentaurelia, 1475 nucleotides long. The record is from the annotation of a GenBank genome assembly. NCBI's taxonomy places the organism in Eukaryota, Ciliophora, Oligohymenophorea, Peniculida, Parameciidae.
AUGAAUGUUUCUCUAAAAGACAUAAUUCCAAACAAAAACCCUUCAUAAUUCAACCUUAACAAAAUUCGCUUUAAAAUCUCCAAAAAAGUGGAAUCCUAAUGUUAAUGUAAUCAAAGAAACUGUCUAAUUUGUGCUCGUAAACGUUCUUCUUCGAUGUUAAGCAUGAAAAACUCUAUUGUAGUUGAUGAGAACUCACCUGUGUCUAAACGUACUGUAGAAUAACCAAAACCAAUCUAGCCAUUCAAUCGAUCUAUCUCUAGACAAUAAUCAAAUCAUAUGGGAAGAGCCUCUGUUAAUAUCUCAAAUACAACAACUACAACAAUCAAUUAUGGUAGAACUAGAAAAACAUCAAUGGAGUCAUCACCUCCAAAAGACAAUAGUAUGAUAUUUAAUUAUUAUUAAUUUAGUUAUUGGCAGACACUCCUUUAAAUACUUAUAUGUAAUUGGUAAGGGAGGUUUUGGAAAAGUAUGGAGAGUAGAAAUGAAGGCUAAUAAAUAGGAGUAUGCAUUAAAAGAAAUGAUUAAAGCAAAGUAAACCAAGAAUACAUUAACUAAAGGAUCAUAUCUAAACGAUCUGUUAAUUCAGUUAUGAAUGAGAAAUACCUUCUUGAGCAUCUCAAACAUCCUUUCCUUGUUAAUAUGCAUUACGCAUAUCAAGAUAGAGAAAAUCUUUACUUAGUUCUUGAUCUACUCAGAGGAGGAGAUCUUCGUUAUCACAUAGGUAGAUAAAAGAGAUUUACCGAAGAAUAAACAAGUAAUUAUAUAAACAUUUAUAUAAUCAGAAUUUUUUGUAUGCUGUAUCUUAUUAUCAUUGUAAUAUUUGCAUUAAAAUGGUAUCAUUCAUAGAGAUAUCAAACCUGAGAAUUUAGUGUUUGAUAAAGAUGGUUAUUUAAGAUUAACUGAUCUUGGAGUUGCACGAUUAAAUAAAGAUUCUUAAGCUAGUGAUACAUCAGGAACUCCUGGUUAUAUGGCUCCUGAAGUUAUGUGUAGAAUGGAUCAUUCAUUUCCAGUAGAUUAUUAUGCUGUAGGAGUCAUAGCAUUCGAAUUACUCCUUGGAAAACGUCCAUAUAAUGGUAGAAAUAGAUAAGAAAUUAGAGAAUAGAUAUUAGCUAAAUAAGUUUAAAUGAGAGAUGAUAAAUUUUCACCUAAAGUCUAAGAUUUUAUAAAUAGAGUAAGAGUUACAAAUAAUUUUAGUUAUUGAUACGUAAACCUUAAUAAAGAUUAGGUUUUUAGGGAAUACAUGAAUUAUUUGAGCAUCCUUGGCUUAGUAAUUAUAAUUGGGCUAAAUUAUUAAACAAAGAGAUAAAAGCACAAUAUAUACCAGGAGUAUAUAUAUAAUGAUGAUUUAGAGCAUAGAUGGCAAUUUUGAUUAUUAAAGCCAAAUCUCUGCUGAUUCUGAACCUUAAGAAGAAGCCUCUACUUUAUUAAGAAGAAAGAGUGUAUAAUGUUUAUUUGAAGGAUAUAAAUAUUUUUGA